AAAAUUUGAUUCCAAUCAUUUAGUACUGACGAUACACCAUGGCGUUGUAUAUUACAGCCUCUCGUACUGAAAAGUCAACAUUUUUGUGUAUAGAAGUUGAAACAUCACAAAAUGUUUAGUUUGGAGAUCAAAGACCGAAACAUUGGUUGUUUCGUUUAAAUCAACCACAUGAUUUUUGUCCACAUCUAUGACCUAGAUACUAAUACAGAAUUGUUAUGAAUCUCUCCGGGAGGUUUUUUGUAAAGUCGAAUUAUAUACGGGCUGCUAAAGAUGACUGGAUUUUGUGUGAUGUAAGACUUUUAACUGAUGAUACCGACACAUUUUUGUGCAUUAAAUCAUUACCUUCUUCGGUAUUAUUGAGUGAAAAUAACAACUACAUAGAGAACAGCGUUGAUAAACUCCCUGAAAAAAGUCCGUAUCGUCCAGAAAACUUCGCUACUAGACCAUUCACUGCACUAUGUAAUCUAAGUGAAUAUAAAUCAUGUUCAAUGAGAACAGAGGCCGUUAACUCAAGUGCCUCAUUUGCACUUAAACUUGUGCCUUCGAGUGUUUUCGGAAAUAAAAAACUUCUCAUUGCUACGGAAGAUGAAAACGAGAUCACCACUUGGUUGGCCAUUUGUAAGACAUGUAUAGGGAAGAAGUCGAAAAAUUGCUCUUCGAAUAACAGAGACCUUGCAUGUAAUUUGGGGACGCUUAGCAAAUCUGGCAGCUUCAUGUCACUUAAACCAAAUUCCCAAGCUUGUGAAAGUGAAUUUGACGAUGGACUAAUGGACAAUGAAGUUUAUGAAGCAUACUCUUCAGAGGAUAAAAUCCCUGCACUUCUUGAAGAAGCUGGUGAUUGGAUGAAAUUACAUUUAUGCCAACCGGAUUGUUAUUUACGUUUGACUGCAGACCGUUUAGAAGUUUUGGAUUUUUACAGUCAUAAACCCGUACAUUGGUUUCCCUACCUACUAAUUCGUAGAUUUGGUGCAUCCAAUGGUGUACUACGUGUUGAUGCUGGUCGAAGAUGUUCCACUGGUGAUGGCAAAUUCUUCUUUAGAUGUAGCCCACCAAAUGGUCAACCAGUUGAUGCUUUAGUUACGCAAAUACGACAAUUAGCAUUGGAAGCGAAACAACGUACUAAACGUAGUCAAUUAACAUUGAGUAAUUUAGAGUUGCAUGCCAAUAACAAUACUACUACUAAUAAUAAUAAUGAUAGUGGCACUCUUCCUAACAAUAUUAAUCAUCAUAACAAAGUUGGUGAAUCACCAGUUAAUACAAAUGAUAAUUUGGAUAAUGAUCAAUUAGAUGCUAGUAUUCAUGGAACAUUACCACGUGCAAGAUCUAAGCGUACAAAACUACCAAGUGAAUCUACAGUGCUACGAUCUAGUUCAAAUUGUAUUAAUGGUGGUAAUAGAAGCAGUAAUAAUAAUGGAACCAAUAGUCAAUCAGAGUGUCUUCCUCCAAAAGCAACUCCGGAAACUUCAGAUGAUGUCGAUUCACAGACGAUUCCAGCAAAUACCAAUGAUACAAAUGAAGUAUUUAAAGCGACUUUGUGUAAAGCAUCAGUACCUAAAAACGAUCAAGAAUCAGUGAAUACAUCAUCAAAUCUCUACGAUAAUUUACCACGUCCACCACGUCGUAGUUCACGUUUACCAGGAGCAAUCAAUGUACUUCCAUUACCGGCACGUAGUCAUAAACAAAAAGAUUUGCACAAUUCUGCAAACAUUGAAACACCAGUUAACACUAGUGAUACACAAUUUUCUACAGAUACUCUUGAUAAUUUAAUAAGACUAAAUUCUAAGCAUAUAAAGGCACAAUCCUCAUUAGGAUCAUUAACAUUAUCAUCGACUUCACCGACAUCAGCGACAACUACGACAUCACCAGGAGUUAGUCCACAUACAACAUCAAACGAAUCAUCCUCAAUGCUAACUCCAUCAACUAUUUCUUCACCUUCACCAUCGUCAUCAUCAUCAUCACCAUCGGUAUCUUUAGCUUUUAUGAGUAAAAAAGCGGUGACUCCUACUUGUCUAUCACAACCCUCGUUAGCACCAUCCAAUCGUCUUCAACUGUACAGUAGAAAUAAUGAAAAUAAUAAUACAGCAGCAUCGUCUUCGUUAUCAUCGAUAAACUUUAUAGACAGUUCAGAAAUAAAGUCAACUGAUGGAUGUUCUUCCAUUCAAACAUCUCCUUCUGCGAUAAAGACAACAAUGACUACAGAGACACCGAUGACGACAACUCCGAUACUAACAACAUCCUCAUCAUCAUCCAACUCAGUUGUUAAAUCUUUAAUACAGUCGUAUACUUCUAUAUCAUCAAACAAUUCAAAAUACAAUUCUAAUAAUAAUUUUUUUGAUGACAAUCUGGCAAAUAAAUCAAGACAUUCAUCAUUGUUUGUUCCAGUUACCACCACUACGACAACAACAACAACAAUAUCAUCAUCAUCAUCAAAAUCUCCAGCAUCAAAUUCGUUUUCCUCAGCAAUUAAAACUACACCGACUAAUGAUUACAAUAAUGAUGGUGAAUCGAAAAUAGGCAUUCAUAAUUCAACAAAUAAACUGUCAAAUUUAGGUGGAAAAAUGCGGGUACCCUCAUCGAUGAUUUCACAAUCAGAUAUUACUGAUCCUCAACAGCAGAAACAACAACUUCCAAGUAACUUUUCCCAUUUUACCAACUCCAAAUCUAGUUCAGCUUCAUUAUUUCUAUCUGGACCUCAUCCAACAUCAAAGCAACAACAUACAAAUGUCACUUCUAAUCCUUCUUCUUCGUCAUCUUGCACAUUGUCAACAUGUUCACCAACUACGAACAACAACAUUGUUAAACCAAUUUCUUUACCAGUUAAAAGAGAUUCCGUAUUUCGAGCUGAAAAGACUAUUCCCCGUAGAUCCUUAGAGGCAAACAAUAAUGCUACCAUCCACAAUAACAACAACAACAACAAUGAAUCGAUACAAAGUCCCAUCAAUACCUCUAUACUAAAUUCUAAUAAUAAAAUACGAGUAACAAAAGAUGACUCACGACGAUAUUUAAGUGAAUUAGAUAGUGUCAUUAAAGAACUCUGUGAAGCUAAUGAAGCAGCUGUACAAGCUACACGUGAAGCAGCACAAAGAAGACAAUAUCUAGGCUGGUCAUCAACAACGAAUUCACAGUUGAAACUCACAUCAACAAAUGAAUCAAAUAUCAUACCUAUCCCAAGUAGUACUAAUGCCUAAUAAGUAGGUUUCUGUGUGUGUGUGUGUGUGUGCUUGGUAAUAUACUCUCAUUAAGAUACCAUGUUUUUGCUCAUUCAACAAACAGAGUGCAAAUCUUAUCGUACAAAUUGAAGAUCAUUAUUCACUGAUACAUUACUUUUUAAUCUAUUCGCUUUUGAUAUAUGCACAAACACACAAUAAGUUGUCUUGAAGUUUUCAACCAUAACAAUCUUUUACACACACACACACACACAGACUUUACUAGAUUUCCACAGUUUCAUACUUUAUAUUCUAGGUGUCGGAGAUAUAUAUUUCAUUACAUGAAUAUUUGAACUUAUAAAUGAUGUUUGUUUCUUUGCUUAUAGAGUUUCUUUCUUUUUUUCAUUUCUGUUCCCUUAUCCCUACUUCAUAUCCCUUAUUGUUUAAAGAAAGAAGAUAGUUUCAUUCACUCAUUUAAUUUAUGUAUCAUUUCUACAUAGAAUACAGUAAUGAUUGAUUGUUUCAUUUUAUGAAAGUGUUUCAUUAAUAUUUUACACAUUGUAAUCACUAUUACAUAAUCAUUAUUACUACAUUAAACUUAUUAUGCAAUAUACAUAUGUCACAUAUAUACUGCCCGUUAGUAACAAAAGAGAGAUCUAUUUUCAAAAAUCAAUAUAAUAGUAACCUGUCAAUGAAUCAAAUUAAUGCUGUAUUGUGGCUUCUAUUUUUGUUUUGUUUUACACCUUUAUCUUGUUUAUGUUUGAUUUCAUUCUGUAUUUGACAAUUUAUGACAAAUAUUGUUAUAGCUAUAAGACUUAUCAUUUGUUUGCAUAAGUGUUCAUUGUUAAUCAUACUUUGUUUUAAUCUGCUUAUUAAAAAAGAAGUCAUUAUUAUUGUGAUUAAAUAUAAUACUUUACACAGGCUUAAUACUUACUAACUGACUAUAAUUCUGCGUUUCUAUAUAUUGUCGAUAUAAUAUUAUCAGGAGGGGUUUGAAAUUAGACAUUAACGCUGGUGGAUGUCAG
Molecule: messenger RNA, 4171 nt
Organism: Schistosoma rodhaini
Lineage: Eukaryota; Metazoa; Platyhelminthes; Trematoda; Strigeidida; Schistosomatidae
Source: the annotation of a GenBank genome assembly